AUGGACAUGGCCCGCACGUUCACCAACGUCUUUGGCAACUGCCUCGCGUCCGUCGUCAUGGCCAAGCUCGAGGGCGAGUUCCGCAAGGACGGCUGGGAGAAGAACUUGGCGUCCGAUGGCGACGACGAGAGUGAGGCGAGCGCGGCCAAAGAUGACGUCAAGGCGCUGAGACGACCCAAGAAGCCGAGUAAGAAGGCUGCCAAGAAGGUCGUGGACGACGCACAGCCUGCCAAUGCAGCGCCGGUAACCGAGAACGGUGCUGCGCCGCCCGGCAAUGAUGUGCCCGUCCGGGAAGACGCGGCAAAGACGACAAUGAAGACGCCUGCCAAGGAAGAGGCCGCAAUUUGGUGCGACGCAAGCGUGGCCAAGAUGUACGAGCUCCGGUACAAGACGGAGCUCAAGAAGAAAUUCGAGUCCAAAAACAACUUUCAGAAAAAUCUGGCGGCCGUCACGCUGGCGGAUCGGCUCAGCAGCGAGAUGCACCGCACGUUUUCGGCCAACCAAGUCACCACAAAGUUUGCCCGGAUGCGUACCAAGUGGUCGGCCUCAAAGCGGCACCCCCCCCCCGCGGAAGCACUCGACGAUCCCAUCGAGUUUUCGGAUGAGAACGAGAACGAGUCGACAAGCAAAAGUAUCGUCGUCGACGAGCACGACCGACCGAAUAUUGCGAAGAAGAGAAGCCAUACCAUCGUCACAACCACGAGCGACGACAUGGAGCGUCGGACGAAGAGGACCAAGACAACGGGCGAUGCCAUCGAAAAUGGCCUUCUUGCCGUGGGCAAGGGCCUCGUGUCGCUCGGGGAGUCCCUUGCAGCAAGCCGUGGGUCGUUUGCGCAAAGCAAUGCAACACUUGAUGACGUACUGGAGGCUACCAAGGCCCAAGAGACGUCAAAGUUGGCCGCGCAAAUGGAAGCGAUCGUGUCGGCACUCAAGAGCCAGACGGACACCAUGGCGCAGCUGAUUGCAGCCAUUGCCAAUCGAAAGUCGUCGAAUGAAUAA
This is a messenger RNA of Saprolegnia diclina VS20, 999 nucleotides long. RefSeq lists its product as hypothetical. The record is from RefSeq and is a predicted model, not a curated record. The transcript has 6 exons. NCBI's taxonomy places the organism in Eukaryota, Oomycota, Saprolegniomycetes, Saprolegniales, Saprolegniaceae. Bases 1 to 999 code for a protein of 332 amino acids.